Eimeria acervulina is the source of this 1491-nucleotide messenger RNA. RefSeq lists its product as hypothetical. The coding region runs from base 1 to 1491 and encodes 496 amino acids. The transcript is spliced from 3 exons. Gene Ontology annotation, molecular function: transcription cis-regulatory region binding. Gene Ontology annotation, biological process: spliceosomal snRNP assembly; regulation of transcription by RNA polymerase II. The record is from RefSeq and is a predicted model, not a curated record. Gene Ontology annotation, cellular component: nucleus. Lineage: Eukaryota; Apicomplexa; Conoidasida; Eucoccidiorida; Eimeriidae.
AUGGCUGCGGUUUCUUCUCGCCGCCGCUCCAGCAGUGUUGAUGAUUUGCUGCUGAAGCAGUCGCUCCCCCUACCGGAGGCUUCUGCUGCAGCGGGAGUGAACGAGUCUCCUGUUGCUGCUGCUGCUGCAGCUGCUGCUGCUGCUGAAACAGCAGCAGCAGCAGCAGCAGCAGCUCAAGAUCUCUCUGGAGAUGAGGAGGAGGAAAUGAUGCAGAAAGCUGCAGAGGCAUAUCUGCUGUCUGUACACCUCGAAGCCAAAAGCUUGCCUCAGUGUGUUGCUGCUGCUGAACCCAGCAGCAGCAGCAGCAGCAGUAGCAGCAGCAGGAACAGCAGCAGCAACAGCAGCAGCAGCAGCAGCACAAAGAGCGUUUCAGCAAAUGCAAGUGCAGAGAAAGUAUGUAAGAAGAGUAGAAGCAGCAACGGCAGCGCCACGUAUGUGCUUCGUUUGCUGCGACUGCAGCAGCAGCAGCAGCAGCAGCAACAGCAGCAGCAGCAGCAGCCUCGUCUUGAGUGGGAGGUAGAAGCUCUUGACUUCUUCAGAAGAAUUCGAACAUGGGUUCAGGAGCAGCGAGAGCUGCAGCAGCAGCAGCAGCAGCAGCAGCAGCAGCAGCAGCAGCAGCAGAAAGUAUUUUUGCGUUGCUGCUCCUGGACCCAAGAUGAGUGGCGAUUAUACUGCAGGAGAUAUUCUCCGACUCUGCUGCUGCUGCUGCAGCAUGAUGUGCGUUGCUGCUGCUCGCUGCUGCAAGUGCUGCUGCAGGAUUUCGAUUUGCAGCUGCGGCAGCACCGCCACACAAGCCAACGCCCAGAAGCAGCAGCAGCAGCAGCAGCAGCAGCAGCAGCAGAAGCACCUGAUUUAGGAGCCGCAACUGAAGCAGCGAACGGCGCUGCAACAGCAGCAGCAGCAGCAGCAGCAGCAGCAGAUGAAGCCGACAGUUGCUGCGGCUUCUCGGGAAGCCCAACGUCUCUUCCGCAGCUUUUUUGGCUGUUCUCUGUCCUCGUUGCUUUAGAUGAGCUCGAGGUGAUACGUGCUUCCUCUGCGUUUUGGUCGCUCUUCCUCUUCUUUGCUGCAGAAGAAGUUUACUUAGCGAUGCGUUUUGAGGUUUCUUAUUCGCUGCAGCAGCUGCGUCGGCGUUGUCUUCGUGUACGGGGUAUUUUGCUGCGGCUGUUGGGGUGUACAUACACCGGAGAGGGAGAGCAGCAGCAGCAGCAGCAGCAGCAGCAGCAGCAGCAGCAGCAGCUUCUGCUGCGUAUGCUACAGCAGCCGCUGCCCUUCCGAGUUGAAAACAAAUGCAGCAGCAGCAGCAGUCCCCAGCAAGCACAGAAGACAGCGCAGCGGCAACGAAAGCAGCAGCAGCAACAACAGCAGCAGCAGCAGCAGCAGAAGCAGCAACAGCAGCAAGGGUUGUCUGCGAGGAGAACAGCGCUGCGACAUCAGCUGGCUGCUGUAGAUAUUUUGUUGGUUAUUAUUCGAGACUUCUUCGGGCAGAAGUAG